Molecule: messenger RNA, 1116 nt
Organism: Mauremys reevesii (Reeves's turtle)
Lineage: Eukaryota; Metazoa; Chordata; Testudines; Geoemydidae
Gene: GSC2
Product: goosecoid homeobox 2
Exons: 3
Coding region: 344-676 (110 amino acids)
Biological process (GO): regulation of transcription by RNA polymerase II
Cellular component (GO): nucleus
Molecular function (GO): DNA-binding transcription factor activity, RNA polymerase II-specific; RNA polymerase II cis-regulatory region sequence-specific DNA binding
Source: RefSeq, a predicted model, not a curated record
UGAAGAAUGGUUACAGGACAAACACUUUUGAUCCUUAAAGGGAAGUUACAUUUGGCUUCGAAGUUAAACCUGGUAGAAACUUUCCCACCAUGAAAACAAUCCACUGAAAUCCGUUUUUUCUCAAGGAAACAGACGCCGGCGCCGUGCGCAGCCCAAACACCGGAGCAAUGAAACCUGACAGACAGAGCGACUCUAAUCCAAAGUGAGACGAUUCCACUGACCCUUCCUGCCAGCGCUGCUCGAAGUGAGGACAGCGCAUCGAAGGGGACAACAAGCUGAAUGUCCAGACAGACUCUCCCACCCACGCUGUGUUAGUAACGCAGACACCAGGUUCCCCUGGCCCAUGAGGCUAAUUCAUCCCACUGCCAGGGCGUGUAAGAAUCUUCGUGGGAGCCAGAAUGAGCUGCAGACCUUCCACCAGAUCCAAAGGCGGACCCGCCGGCACCGGACCAUCUUCACUGAAGAUCAGCUACAGGCCCUGGAGGCACUUUUCAACCAGAACCAGUACCCAGAUGUUAUCACCAGAGAGCACCUGGCCAACCGCAUCCACUUGAAGGAGGAGAGAGUAGAGGUUUGGUUUAAAAAUCGACGGGCCAAGUGGAGGCAUCAGAAAAGAGCUUCUGCUUCGGCUCUGCUCCUUCAAGGCACCAAGAAACCCUCGGAGGAGAACUGCUAAGGGACUGACACUAAAGGCUCACAGGGUUACUGUGAAAAGCACCAGUUGCCCUGAUCCACUGGGUUUGCAGCAAGGUGGGGCAGAUGGAAGAGGAGUGGGGCUGGAGAGGGAAAGCAGUGAGGGAAUCUUCUGAUUCGAUGAGGUAAAGGGCAGGUAAAGGUAGGUGCAGUAUUUUCAAGUCCUUAGCUUUUUCAUCCAAAAAAAGUUCAUCUUAUGACAAAUAAAACAAAUGAGUCGUAGGGCAUGUUCCUCAAAAGCUUAAGCUGAAAAGUUGCCAAAUGCCAAAGGUGGGGAUAGACCUUGCCUCAAUGUUAGUGUUGUAGCUGCAUGUGUGGAUGACGGAGAAAGAUUUCUCUCAACUUGUCUUUGUUCCUGUACAGAUAGUGUUGUGCCUGUUUUGUUGUUAUAAAGUAGAUUCGGAGACCAUACUGGAUAAUGGC